AUGUCGCGGAGAAAGCAGGCGAAGCCUCAGCAUUUCCAAUCCGACCCCGAUCUGGCCUUGUUAUCCCAGCGAAAUGGAGACACAGAAAAGGGUCAAGCAAAUCGAACCACUAAGAACAAGGACGCCCAUGUCUGUGGCAGGUGCUGUGCUGAGUUCUUUGAAUUAUCAGAUCUCCUGCAACACAAGAAGAAUUGUACUAAAAAUCAAUUAGUUUUAAUUGUGAAUGAAAAUCCAGCUUCUCCUUCUGAAACCUUCCCUCCUAGUUCCCCUUCUGAUAAUCCUGAUGAACAGAUGAAUGACACAGUUAAUAACACAGAUCAAGUAGACUGCAGUGACCUUUCAGAGCAUAACAAACUUGACAGGGAAGAAUCCAUGGAUGUGGAGGCUUCCAGCAUUAACAAUAGCAGUAGCAGUUCCAAGAGUGUCAACAAUAGUAUUACAAGCAGUAACAGCUCCACAAUGGGUACCUCAGCUGUAACAACCUCUCUACCUCACAUAGGGGAUCUGACAACAUUAGGCAACUUUUCAGUGAUAAACAGUAAUGUAAUAAUUGAAAACCUUCAGAGUACUAAAGUGGCAGUAGCACAGUUCUCACAGGAAGCAAGAUGUAACGGUGCAUCGAACAGUAAGCUUGCUGUACCUGCCCUGAUGGAGCAACUGUUGGCAUUACAGCAGCAGCAGAUCCAUCAGUUGCAACUGAUUGAACAAAUUCGUCACCAAAUAUUAUUGUUGGCUUCCCAAAAUACAGACAUGCCAACAUCUUCUAGUCCUUCUCAAGGUACUUUAAGAACAUCUGCCAACCCCUUGUCCACAUUAAGUUCACAUUUAUCCCAGCAGCUGGCUGCAGCAGCUGGAUUAGCACAAAGCCUUGCUAGUCAAUCUGCCAGCAUCAGUGGUGUGAAACAGCUACCCCCUAUACAGCUACCUCAGAGCAACCCUGGCAACACUCUAAUUCCAUCCAGUAGUGGCUCUUCUCCAAAUAUUAACAUAUUGGCAGCAGCAGUUACAACACCAUCCUCAGAAAAAGUGGCUUCAAGUAUUGGUGGCUCACAGCUCAGCAAUCCACCAGUAUCAGCAUCAUCUUCACCAGCUUUUGCAAUAAGCAGUUUAUUAAGUCCUGCAUCUAAUCCACUUCUACCUCAGCCCACCCCUAAUAACUCUGUUUUCUCCAGCCCCUUGUCCAAUAUUGGAACACCUGCAGAGGAUUUAAACUCCUUGACUGCCUUGGCACAGCAAAGAAAAAGCAAGCCACCAAAUGUAACUGCUUUUGAAGCUAAAAGUAAUUCAGAUGAGACAUUCUUUAAGCAUAAAUGCAGGUUCUGUGCUAAAGUGUUUGGGAGUGACAGUGCCUUGCAGAUUCAUUUGCGUUCUCACACUGGCGAGAGGCCAUUUAAAUGCAACAUAUGUGGAAACAGGUUCUCCACAAAGGGAAACUUAAAAGUCCAUUUUCAGCGUCAUAAAGAAAAAUACCCUCAUAUUCAAAUGAAUCCAUACCCGGUGCCAGAGCAUUUGGACAAUAUUCCUACAAGCACGGGUAUUCCUUAUGGGAUGUCUAUACCACCAGAGAAACCUGUCACAAGCUGGCUGGACAGCAAGCCAGUCCUUUCCACCCUGACGACUUCUGUUGGCCUGCCACUCCCACCAACGAUUCCAAACUUGACCCCAUUCAUCAAAACUGAGGAGCCUCAGCCGAUUCCCAUUAGCCAUCCUUCUGCUAGCCCUCCCAACUCUGUCAAGAGUGACUCGGGAACAGCUGAUCCCACAUCAAAAAUUACCAAUGGACUUUCUGAUGAGGUAGAGGCUGGUGGUUUGCCUACCUCAAAUGGCAAAAUGGAAGAAAACCCUCAAAACACAAACGCCAUCACUAAUGUGAGCAGCUCUGUGAGCUCACCAGCAGCAGACUCGGGCUCUGGUGGUGUGGCCACUUUUACAAAUCCACUGAUGCCUCUAAUGUCAGAGCAAUUUAAGGCAAAGUUUCCAUUUGGAGGACUACUGGAUUCAACAUCAGCGUCUGAAACGUCAAAGUUGCAGCAACUGGUAGAAAACAUUGACAAAAAGGCAACUGAUCCUAACGAGUGCAUCAUUUGCCACCGAGUCCUCAGUUGCCAGAGUGCACUGAAAAUGCAUUAUCGCACACAUACUGGUGAGAGGCCAUUUAAAUGUAAAAUCUGUGGUCGUGCUUUCACUACUAAAGGCAACUUAAAGACUCAUUACAGUGUCCACCGUGCCAUGCCCCCGCUGAGAGUACAACAUUCAUGUCCGAUCUGCCAGAAAAAAUUCACCAACGCUGUUGUGCUGCAGCAGCACAUCCGAAUGCACAUGGGAGGGCAGAUCCCCAACACCCCAGUGACAGAAAACUAUCCCGAGUCAAUGGAAUCAGAUACGGGAUCUUUUGAUGAUAAGAAUUUUGAUGAUAUAGACAACUUCUCAGAUGAGAACAUGGAAGAUUGUCCUGACAGCAGCGUGCCAGAUACACCUAAAUCUGCAGAUGCAUCACGAGACAGCUUGUCGUCUUCUCCUCUGCCUCUGGAAAUGUCAAGUAUUGCUGCUCUGGAAAAUCAGAUGAAGAUGAUCAAUGCGGGACUGGCUGAGCAGCUUCAAGCAAGCUUAAAGUCAGUUGAAAAUGGGUCAGUGGAAGGGGACGUUUUGACUAACGAUUCGUCAUCUGUUGGUGGUGAUAUGGAAAGCCAAAGUGCUGGAAGCCCUGCUGUCUCAGAGUCUACCUCUUCCAUGCAGGCCUUGUCCCCAUCCAACAGCACUAACGAUUACCACAAGUCACCAAGUAAUGAAGAGAAGCCAGUGAGAGCUUUACCAAGUGAAUUUGCCAAUGGUCUGUCUCCAACCCCUGCUAACAGUGGUGCUUUGGACUUGACAUCUAGUAACACUGAUAAAAUGAUUAAAGAAGAGUCUCUGAGUAUGCUCUUUCCUUUUAGAGAUCGAGGGAAAUUUAAAAACACUGCAUGUGACAUUUGUGGCAAAACAUUUGCUUGUCAGAGUGCCUUGGACAUUCAUUACAGAAGUCAUACCAAAGAGAGACCAUUUAUUUGCACAGUUUGCAAUCGUGGCUUUUCCACAAAGGGUAAUUUGAAGCAGCAUAUGUUGACACAUCAAAUGCGAGAUCUACCAUCACAGCUCUUUGAGCCCAAUUCCAGUAUUGGCCCUAAUCAGAACUCUUCAGUUAUGCCUGCUAAUUCACUGUCAUCGCUCAUAAAGACUGAGGUUAAUGGCUUUGUGCACAGCUCUCCUCAGGAUAGCAAAGAAUCACCCUCUGGUCUAGUUGCUUCGGGGCCGCUGUCCUCCUCUGCCACGUCCCCUGUCCUGCUCCCUGCUCUUCCCAGAAGAACCCCCAAACAGCACUACUGCAACACGUGUGGGAAAACGUUUUCUUCCUCCAGUGCUCUGCAGAUCCAUGAAAGGACACACACUGGUGAGAAACCUUUUGCCUGCACUAUAUGUGGAAGAGCAUUCACAACAAAAGGCAAUCUGAAGGUUCACAUGGGCACCCACAUGUGGAACAGUACUCCUGCAAGACGAGGCAGACGACUUUCUGUAGAUGGUCCCAUGACAUUUCUAGGAGGCAAUCCUGUAAAGUUCCCAGAAAUGUUUCAGAAGGAUUUGGCUGCACGGUCAGGGAAUGGAGACCCCUCCAGCUUCUGGAACCAGUACGCAGCAGCACUCUCCAAUGGCUUGGCCAUGAAGACCAACGAGAUCUCUGUCAUCCAGAAUGGUGGCAUCCCUCUGGCACCAGGGGGCCUGGGCAACGGUGGCAGCUCUCCCAUCAGCGGCUUGACAGGAAGCCUAGAGAAGCUCCAGAAUUCAGAACCCAAUGCACCUCUAGCUGGUCUGGAGAAAAUGGCAAGCAAUGAAAAUGGGACAAACUUCCGUUUUACGCGUUUCGUGGAAGACAACAAAGAAAUUGUAACAAAUUAG
Indicator indicator is the source of this 3930-nucleotide messenger RNA. RefSeq names its product spalt like transcription factor 1 (gene SALL1). Gene Ontology annotation, biological process: regulation of transcription by RNA polymerase II. The transcript has 3 exons. Bases 1 to 3930 code for a protein of 1309 amino acids. The record is from RefSeq and is a predicted model, not a curated record. Gene Ontology annotation, molecular function: RNA polymerase II cis-regulatory region sequence-specific DNA binding; DNA-binding transcription factor activity, RNA polymerase II-specific. NCBI's taxonomy places the organism in Eukaryota, Metazoa, Chordata, Aves, Piciformes, Indicatoridae. Gene Ontology annotation, cellular component: nucleus.